Messenger RNA from Striga asiatica, 405 nucleotides. The record is from the annotation of a GenBank genome assembly. Lineage: Eukaryota; Viridiplantae; Streptophyta; Magnoliopsida; Lamiales; Orobanchaceae.
CUGCUCUUGAUUGUCCCUCUGUCCGGCGGUUCGUGGCGGCUGAACGGCGUGACGGGGCGGAAGUCGGCGGGCUGCUCACGCGAACAGAGGUUAGUUGAUCUGGUCUGGUGGUUCGACGACGAUGGUCGACUGUCGGGGCGCGGCUGUUCACGACGGCGGCUCCCCCUGGACGGCUCGCGAGCGGUUUGCGCGUCUCCCGACAGAAAUUGGCUGCCCUCUGCGUCGGUCGAACGUGGCAGCGGCCCCACUUCGCUGGUCUCCGACGGCGUCGCCGGCGUGGCGUACGCGGGUGCCGCUCGUGGUCAGGGACGGCAGGGUUCUCGGUUGCUUGAGGAGGCCUCGUCGGAAUCGCUCAGCAGCACAAGGGCGUUUCAGUCGCUGCGCUCAUCUCGCCGGAAGAGCUGA